UCAAAGAACAUCCCCUGGCGAACAAACCGAGACACUCUAUUCUCUCUGCCCACCGAACCUUUCUCUAUUUUCCCCCUGAAACCGUGGCUGCCUCUGAAGUUCCCUAUGCUUCGAAACUUGAAAUCUGCCGUAUUGUCUUCGACCAUGGAAGCAGUUUUUCUCUUUUCUCUGUUCAGACAAAUGGUUGCUCAUGAAGCUUUGAUGAAGUCUCAACCUUUCGAGUGAAAGUUGAAAAACAAAGCCCUUCUGUCUCUCAAAUCCUGUACUCGAAUGGAUUCGAUCAAUUUUUACAAAAUCAAAGUUGAGAAGGCGAAAGCGUUGUCAAGGCAUCGCCAGCUUCAAAAGAUCGCAAACCUGUGCCGGGUAAUUGAGGUAUGCAUUGUCCUGGUCUUGAUUUCCAGGUUUUCCAUGCAACUCCCGCUUGCUGUCAAGAACUCCAGCGGCUAUUUCCAUGAGGUUAAAGUUGUCUUGGUCAGUCCUCGCUUCGUGUUUGUCAUCGGAAACGUUAUAAUUUUCACUCUUUUCGCCAAGUCGGGGCAGUUUUCAGCUCGAGAUUCUGCAGCAAAGACUACUGGAUUUGAUCUAUACGAGGAGUUCAUCAAGAACAGUGAAAAGAAACAGAGAAUUCACCCAGAUAUGACCCCGUACGUCGGCAAACUUAGCGUAUCUGAUGAGAGUACAUUUAAAGAUUACCGGAGGAUUCAAAGUUUCUCGCAAAAUUCAAACAGUGGGUUGUGUGAGAAAUCAAUCCGAGUACUCCGACGUUCGGAGACACAGAAAUGCAGCAAGACUACCGGUCCUUCCGAUGAGGUUAUGGCGAAAAGUUCAUGUCCAGAGGAUGAAAUAAGCAACGAGGAGUUCCAGCUCAAGGUGGAGGCUUUCAUUACCCAGCAGCAAAAGUUUCGUAAGGAAGAAGAGUGCCAUAGAAUUACUCAAGAACGUGAAGCAUUUCACUUCAAUUCCGACGUAACUGUGCAUGUAUAUGCUUUCAGUCCUUUGUUUUUCAAGUCCUAUAUUCGAAUGGAUUCAUUGAAUUUCUACAACAUCAAAGUUGAGCAGGCCAACGCGAUGCAAAGGCAUCGCCAGCUUCAAAAGAUCACAAACAUAUGCCUGAUAAUCAAGGUAUGCGUUUUUCUUGUCUUGAUUUCUAGGCUUUCCAUGCGACUCCCACUUGCUUUCAAGAACUCCGAUGGGUAUUUCCAAAACGUGACAAUCACCCUGGCAAGUCCUCGCUUCGUGUUUGUCAUCGGAAACAUUAUAGUCAUCACUCUUUUCGCUAAGUCUGGCCAGCUUUCGACUAGAGAUUCUACCACAAAGACUUCCGAAUUUGAUCUUUACGAAGAGUUCUUUAAGAAAAGUGAAAAAAUUCAAAGAGUUCACUCAAAUGUGACCCGGUGCCUUGAAGAGCAUAGCACAUACGAUAGUAAAGUUAAGGUUAAGGAUUACCGGAGGGUUCAAAGUUACUUGCAGAACUCAAAUAGAGGCUUUGGUGAGAAAUCACUCCCUGUACCACAUCGUCGGGAUACAGAAAAACUCAGGAAGAGUUCCUACUCUUGUGACAGAACGACGAAGAGUUCAAAUACUGAGGAUGAAAUUAAUCAAGAGGAAUUCCAGCGCAGGGUGGAGGCUUUCAUUGCCCGGCAGCAAAGGCUUCGAAGGGAAGAACAGUACUCUGUUGUACUUUAAAAUUACUAAAAGAAUGUAGCAGUUUUCUACUUCCAAGUUCCACUCCGAUGUUACAGUGUGUGGACAUUACUCUUUCAAACAUGCAAUGGAAAAUUUACCCCA
Carya illinoinensis is the source of this 1788-nucleotide messenger RNA. RefSeq lists its product as uncharacterized. The transcript has 2 exons. The coding region runs from base 271 to 1686 and encodes 471 amino acids. Lineage: Eukaryota; Viridiplantae; Streptophyta; Magnoliopsida; Fagales; Juglandaceae. The record is from RefSeq and is a predicted model, not a curated record.